AAGUUGCAGAAUUAGGUGGAAUUGAUAAAAGUCGACAUGCAAAUUCACUUAAAUUUGGGGUUGCACUUAGCAUAGUACACCAGUAUCUCAGUGGAAAUUUUGUAAAACUUGGAUUUUUAAUAGAUGACGCAGAAAAUGGGCUCUCUUGA
Dentiscutata heterogama is the source of this 149-nucleotide messenger RNA. Lineage: Eukaryota; Fungi; Glomeromycota; Glomeromycetes; Diversisporales; Gigasporaceae. The record is from the annotation of a GenBank genome assembly.